This is a messenger RNA of Fusarium musae, 3168 nucleotides long. RefSeq lists its product as uncharacterized. The transcript has a single exon. NCBI's taxonomy places the organism in Eukaryota, Fungi, Ascomycota, Sordariomycetes, Hypocreales, Nectriaceae. Bases 1 to 3168 code for a protein of 1055 amino acids. The record is from RefSeq and is a predicted model, not a curated record.
AUGGCGACGGCCAUGGAAGCGGCCGACCCUAUGUCGUCACUCCAGAGGUCCGUCUCCCAGCACAGCAGCGCCUCAUAUGCGUCACACGCCUCUCACGUAUCCCACACCUCGAAUCGAAGCUCCAGAAGCAACCGAAGCGCAACUGUCAGAGGCCCUCGCGGUCGCAAACGUCCCAGUCAGCCUGUUAGCUCUGCGAGUAGUAUAGCUGCCAGCGACAAGAGUCUCACGAGCUUUCCUAGCUUCUCACCUGAAAGCCCAGGCAAUGAUCCACUCAGCGGACAAGACGAUGCUCCCGACGACACUCCCGUUCCUCCCACUGCGGCCCCGGAUGUUGGGCGCAAAUCGAUAGUUGAUCUGACUGGAGGCUCAGAUGUGCGAAGUGCCUUGUUUGAGGAGGACCAUCCGGUGCGCAAGGUCCCGGGCUCGUUGCAUAACGCCGAUGACGAGCAUCUUCAACGCUUGAUAUCGCGGCACGGCGCCAUUGGACUGAUCAGACAAAUAUCCGAAGACCUCGCUCAACGAGAUGCCCAGAUCGCCAAUAUGCGCCGCCGCGCUGAUGAACGAGAAAGGGCCUUGCGCAAGAUCAUUCGAGAAUGCGGCCUCUCUAACCUGGAUCUUGAAACUCGCCUACGGACUGUGGAGGCUGAGCUACGCGCGGCCAACAAGGGACUCCGGAGAGAGGAUACUGGAUUAAGCGACCUCAUGAGCGAUGCGAUGCAAGACACUGUAGUGGCUACUGCGUACGGCGAGACAGUCGCUAAGAGUUCUACCAUCCGCGCAAGUAGCCAGUCUUUCAGCAACCCCAGCGAGAACGGCAGCGGCAAGGGCACGUUAAAGGGGUGGAAGGAUUAUCUCUGGGGCUCUGGAACCGCAAAACGAGGCAGCCGUACUAACAGUAUGAACGGCGAAGGAGUAAACCCUACAACUGUGAUUCGAUCGCACUCUAGUAUGGACCGACGACCAACGUUGCAGGAGGAUCUCUUCAGUCCACCAGACACGCAAUCUACUCGAAGCCCAAGCCGUGCAUCAAGCAUUCAAUCGGGCGCAACUGGCGAGCGCAAAGCAUCGUCAUCGCUCGCAAGCAUGGCCCUUCGUUUGGUGGCGGGCGGAGCUAUAAGUACACGCGAGGCUGAAUCUCGAGGCCGUGCUACCAGCACUACCUCCAAUAAGGGUGGCUCUCUUCGAGCUGCUUCGACUACAAGCAGCCGCGCGGGUCAGUCUCGAGCAGUGUCGAUUGCUGGCGGUCCCAAGGCGUUGAUGGCGAUGCGUAAAGCGACACCAGGAUCAUCCGCUCAAGGAUCAGGCCGAUCACAGGGACAAGAGGCUUGGGACAGUAUGCGAGGCAGCCCUCCGGAUAACUUAUCAUCUCCACAAGAGAGCUAUGGGCCUGUGGAGAUGGACGCUAUUCGAUCACCAGAGUCACAGCCACCAACAUUAACACAUAUUUAUAACAACUUUCCGAACAGCGAGUAUCUGACGGACCGGUUUGGAUUCAUAUACGAUCAGCGACGCAAGAAACGACAACGCGAGGCGGCGCAGGUGGCUCGACAUAUUCGUAAGGGCAGUCGAACAGAGAUGCUGGCUAACGGUCGAGGUGGCAUUUCACCCAACGCGUUAGAGGACCUUCCCAGCCCUAAGGGAAGUGAGUCGAGCGAGGGACGUCCUGAGAGUCUGAACAGCAUGGAGGAGCGUAACGCGGAAGAGGGCAAAGCUAAGAGAUGGACCGAUUAUCUGAAAAUCGCAACGUUCCCUACGGAACUGCUGAGUCACACUCCAAGCAUCGCGAUACCGUCAAUCGAAGUUAUGGAGGGAGCUCAGACACCCGAGCCAGAGCUAUACCCCACCGAACCUGUCAAGCCAGUAAUCGUUUCAACCAACUCUGGUCUUAUUCCAUCAGCUAGCACAACUACUGCAGUAGACAGCGAGACAUCACGGCCCUCUCAAUCCGAAUCAUCCAUCGCCCUCACAAAGGACGAUACCGAACCUGUCAAGCUUCUUCUACAACAACUGAGCGAUGUCCAUGAUGCCCUUCAGCGCGAAAAGACAGUUCGAUGGAACGAUUUUCUUCGAAAGGUGCGCGCCGAACGCAAGCGAGAGGGUGAGGCCGCUAUUGCUGCUGCCAAAUCCGCUGCUGAUGCUCGCUACGAACAACCUGCCAUGAUCCUUCCUGAAACCCGCGUUGCCGAUGGUGAGAUGAUUGGAGUUUCAGGCCUCGGCGUCAAAGGAAAGGUUGGACGAGCUAAAUGGAACGAAUUCAAAACCCUGGUUUUGGGCGGCAUUCCUGUCACCUAUCGCGCCAAGGUGUGGUCAGAGUGUUCAGGCGCUGCAGCCCUUCGUGUCCCUGGCUAUUAUGAGGACUUGGUCGCUCAGACCGGUGAGGACGAUGAUGCUGUUGUUGUGAGUCAGAUUCAGAUGGACAUCAACAGGACCUUGACGGACAAUAUUUUCUUCCGUAAAGGGCCUGGUGUCAAGAAACUGAACGAAGUCUUGUUGGCGUACUCCAGACGCAAUAAGGACGUGGGAUACUGUCAGGGCAUGAAUUUGAUUGCUGCAAACUUGUUGCUCAUGAUGCCCUCUGCCGAGGACGCAUUUUGGAUUCUUACUUCAAUCAUCGAGAAUAUCCUUCCCCACGGCUACUACGACCACUCACUCAUGGCCUCCCGCGCAGAUCAACAGGUUCUACGACAGUAUGUCUCAGCAAUCCUCCCCAAGCUCUCAGCACAUCUCGAUUCGCUAUCCAUUGAGCUCGAGGCCUUGACGUUCCAGUGGUUCCUCUCCGUCUUCACCGACUGUCUCAGCGCCGAGGCCCUCUUCCGCGUCUGGGACGUCGUCCUCUGCACCAACGACGGCAGCACAUUUCUCUUCCAAGUCGCCCUCGCGCUCCUCAAGCUCAACGAGGGAAACCUGCUACAGUGCAACACACCUGCUGGUGUAUACACAUACAUCAGCCAUCAGAUGACAGAGCACGCCAUCAGCAUCGACGGUCUUCUACAAGCAAGCGAGGGUCUACGAAAAGUUAUUCGCCGAGAAGACGUUGAGCAGCGAAGAGAAAAGGCUAUUCAAGCUGAAAAGGAUAUGAUCAUGGCUCGAGAUGGAGACUCAGCGCGAAGCAGGCCCACAGCCGAGACGGAAAGCGAAACAGCUGCAACUCAAUCAGGAGAAGAGUAA